UAACAGGAGAGUGAUUUUCUCAUAGACAUAAUACAAACAUACUUAAAUUAAUCACAAUUUAUUUAAAUAAUAAUACAAAAAAGCAAUCAUGGCGAAAAAUAAGUUAGCUGAUUGGCAGAAAAGGGUGAAAAUUGAAUUUAUUCGAAUCAGACAUCAAAAUCGUAUCAAGAGAAGUGAUGAAAUACGUGCAGUAUGGAAUAGAAACAGACUUAUAUCUGCUGAGCUACUAAUGCAGGAAAACGGUUUGUUACAAGAAGUCAAUCUGGACUGGAAUAUUGAACAAAAAGCUGUAUACGCCAAAUAUUCUCAUGUAGAUGUCAUGAAGCGCAGUGAAAUUACAAACAACAAUGAGAAACAAGCUGUUCCCAUUCUGGUUAUCAAUGCAGUUACACCAAUUCCUACAAUGUAUACUUGGGCCCCUACUCAACAAAAUUUUAUGGUUGAGGAUGAAACUGUUUUACAUAAUAUACCAUACAUGGGUGAUGAAGUCCUCGAUCAAGACGGGACAUUCAUAGAAGAACUGAUAAAAAAUUAUGAUGGAAAGGUUCAUGGAGACCGAGAGCCUGGAUUUACAGACGAUGGGUUAUUCGUCGAGCUUGUGCAGGCGCUAAUGCGAUACAAAGAUGUAGAUGCUGAUAUUAGCAAAAACGAACAUCGAGACCUUCGUAGAAGAGAUGAUAAAAUGAAGGAUGCAGAUAAUGGUUUUAGUUCAGUUGAAAAUGAAGGUUAUACCAAUUCAAAGACGAACAAAGUUUUACAUGUUAUAUUUGAAGCAAUUAGUGCACAAUUUCCCAACAAUGGAAGUCCAGAUGAAUUGUUUGAACGUUAUGCACAAUUGACUGAAACAGAAACAACUGAACAGAUGCCUGAAUGCACUCCGAACAUUGAUGGAAAAACGGCAGAAAGUGUUUGUCGAGAGCAAACAUUGCAUUCUUUUCAUACUUUAUUUUGUCGUAGAUGUUUCAUUUAUGAUUGUUUUCUUCACCGUCUACAAGUCGGUGAUCCAGGCCCAAACUUGAUAAAACGUCGUGGACCAGAACUGAGACCAUUUUUGAAUCCAUGCGGAUUUGAUUGUUACAUGCAUUUAGAAGGAAUGAAGGAAAAAAUUGAAGCCGCAAAAAAAGAAAACAGAAACGAUUCCAGUAAUGAUGCGAGCUCAGAGGAUAGCAAUGACAGUAGUCGCUAUAGCAGAGAUUAUCCAGCUAAUAUGAAUACUGCUAAAGUGGAAAUAGGAAACGUAGAGCCACCAUCAAUUAUGAGACUGAUGAACACUACUGACGAUAAAUGUGAAUGGACUGGCUCUGAUCAAUCUCUGUUCAGAACUAUUCAUAAAGUUUUUUUGAACAAUUAUUGCGCAAUUGCUCGAACAUUAUUAUCAAAAACGUGUCAACAAGUUUAUAGAUUCGCUCAAAAAGAGGCCGCUGAUAUUUUACAAAUUGAAUUGGCUAAAGAACAUGUCACCCCUUCGAGAAAAAAGAAAAAGAAACACAGACUCUGGAGUUUGCAUUGUAAAAAGGUUCAAUUGAAAAAAGAGUCAGGUGCGAAUCACGUUUCCAAUUUUACUCCUUGUGACCAUCAAGGACCAUGUGAUGAAUCGUGUCCUUGUUUAUCGGCACAAAAUUUUUGCGAAAAAUUUUGCAACUGUAAUUCUGAUUGUCAAAAUCGCUUCCCCGGAUGUAGAUGCAAAGGACAGUGCAACACUAAACAAUGUCCCUGCUAUUUAGCUGUUCGAGAAUGCGAUCCCGAUUUAUGUCAAAUAUGUGGGGCUCAUCAGUUUGAUUUGAAUAAAAUCAACUGCAAAAAUGUUUCAGUACAACGUCAAUUACAUAAGCAUCUAUUGAUGGCGCCUAGUGAUGUCGCAGGAUGGGGUAUAUUUUUAAAAGAAAAUGCUCAGAAAAAUGAGUUCAUUUCAGAGUAUUGCGGAGAAAUAAUUUCCCAAGAUGAAGCGGAUAGGCGCGGAAAAGUUUACGACAAAUACGCUUGUAGCUUUUUGUUCAAUUUGAACAAUGACUUUGUUGUGGAUGCAACAAGAAAGGGAAAUAAAAUAAGGUUUGCAAACCACAGCAUUAAUCCUAAUUGCUAUGCUAAAGUUAUGAUGGUUAAUGGAGAUCAUCGAAUUGGCAUAUUUGCAAAGCGCACUAUUCAACCUGGUGAAGAACUUUUCUUUGAUUACAGAUAUGGGCCAACUGAACAACUUAAAUUUGUUGGCAUCGAACGUGAGAUGGAAUUCUUAUAAUCAAUACUACAUAUUUAUAAAAAUAAUUGAAAUGAUUCAUAAAAUAUCUAACUUUAAUUUACUUUGAAAACAAACUUUUGAAUAAAACUUCUUGAUUUGAAA
This is a messenger RNA of Culicoides brevitarsis, 2338 nucleotides long. RefSeq names its product histone-lysine N-methyltransferase E(z) (gene E(z)). The coding region runs from base 89 to 2236 and encodes 715 amino acids. The record is from RefSeq and is a predicted model, not a curated record. Gene Ontology annotation, molecular function: protein binding; chromatin binding; histone H3K27 methyltransferase activity. Gene Ontology annotation, cellular component: ESC/E(Z) complex; nucleus. Gene Ontology annotation, biological process: heterochromatin formation. Lineage: Eukaryota; Metazoa; Arthropoda; Insecta; Diptera; Ceratopogonidae. The transcript is spliced from 5 exons.